GGUGAUAAGAUGCCAGAUUUGAGCAGCAAUAAGAGUUCAACAAAAACUUUGAUACCUGCAAAGAAAGCCGUUCUGAAAAGUGGGGACAAGGUUAGUCACUCGUCAAGUUCCAGGCAACACGACCGAAAAUAUUCCCAUUCUAAGAUUACUCGAAGUCCACCUAGGCGACGUGCUAGACGAAGUCAUACUUCAUCAUCCAGUUCCUCAGAUUCCAAUUCAUCAUCAUCUGAUUCUGACUCGAAUAACUCUUCGGCAUCUGACUCUUCAAACUCGUCAAAAGGUUCCAAAAAAUCUAAUCUUGUCCAAGCCUCAGAUACAAAAAGUAGCAAUGACCGUCCUCAUCCAUCCAGUCAUUCAAGUUCUGUGCAUUCUAAAGUUAACGACAAAACACUUCAGACGUCGCAUAAAUCAUCCGAACCUACUGACUCAAAGAAAAAAGUAGCCAGUGCAUUAACCUCUAAGGAUGAAUUCACUAAAUCUGAAGGUAAUCCAAAAUCAAGUUCAACGGAUCACUUAGCAAAAGUUCCAGACACUUCAGGUGUUACUGGUUCGACACUUUCGUCUUCAGUUCAGGAGUCUGAUGAUAAAGUUGGAGAGGCAUCAAAAGGCAAAAAUCGGGAUAAAACAUCACAUAAUAUUGUAGCAAAACCAAACAAAGAAAACAAUGUAGAAAAAUCCCUUCCUAAUAACAAUGCCUCAUCCGAAAGUCGAUUUACUCGUGUGCUUAUUGAGAAGCUAACCAAAAAUAUAACGAAGGCUCAUAUUCAGGAAAUAUUCUCCGUGUGGGGAGAAAUCCAUUCGGUCGAUCUUCCACCUGACCGUAUUCACCCAGAAUUUAAUAGGGGCUAUGGUUAUGUUGAGUAUGUGGAUUCCAAAUCAGCCAGUGAUGCGGUUAAUUUCAUGAAUGGAGGACAAAUUGAUGGACAAGAGGUUAGAGUUUCUGAAGUUCAUUCUCGUGCGGCACACCUAAGUGAUCGUGCAGGCCGUUCAGAUGAACGAGCAGGCUACAGGAAAAAGGGCCAUGAUUCAUCGAAGCAUGAUCGUGAAAGGUCACAUCAUCGCGAGGAACAUACUUCAAAAACAUAUAAUGAUUCCACAGAACAUAAUCGUGUAAAAGAAGAUUCUGGUAAAAGACAUACUUCUCACAAUCAUUUUCGAACUCAUGAUAGGCAAGACCAUUCUCGAGUUAGAGAACGCAACAGAGAUCGUGAACGUGAAAGGCCACGUGGCGGUCGUCUAGAUGAUGAUCUCAAGAGAAACCGAAGAGGAAGCAGUGGCAGUCCAUUUGCAAGUCAUUCAACUAAUCGACCUCGUUCUCCUCUUACAGGAUCACGUUACCGCAGACCUAGUCCUCCAAGCUCUCGACCUGGCCCUAAACGCCCUCGGUCCCAUAGUCCUAAAGGGAAACUACAACCAACCUCUGGCCGAAGCGAUAAAAAGCCUGGCGAUAUUAACCGUCGUGAUAAGAAAGCAUCUUCACGUUCAUCAUCUUCGUCUUCCUCCAAUUCGGGAUCAUCAUCUUCUUCUUCAUCAAGUUCAAAUUCUGGUUCUAGUUCAUCCUCUAGUUCAAGUUCUUCUCGCUCACAUUCUUGACAGAUUAACCGUUUUUUUCAUUUCGCCAUACAUACAUAUGAUGAAAUGAGCAUGCUUUUGUAAUGCCUGCAUUUCGUUGUUUGCACAUAACUGUCAAGUGUAUCUUAAUAUUUUUAUUCUUGUUGAAAUUACACUUGUUUUGAAUUU
Schistosoma turkestanicum is the source of this 1740-nucleotide messenger RNA. The record is from the annotation of a GenBank genome assembly. NCBI's taxonomy places the organism in Eukaryota, Metazoa, Platyhelminthes, Trematoda, Strigeidida, Schistosomatidae.